Plodia interpunctella (Indianmeal moth) is the source of this 1031-nucleotide messenger RNA. RefSeq names its product chromosome partition protein Smc-like. The record is from RefSeq and is a predicted model, not a curated record. Bases 72 to 1007 code for a protein of 311 amino acids. Lineage: Eukaryota; Metazoa; Arthropoda; Insecta; Lepidoptera; Pyralidae. The transcript is spliced from 5 exons.
GACGGUUCGAUGAUUUUUUAUAUAUUUUAUUUUAGCUUCUUACCAACUGUACGAAUUUUCGUAAAUAAAAUAUGGGAAUCAACUCGGAAUUCGAUUCAUUUGAGCAACAGUUUUUGCAAAUUAUAGCAGAAUCCAGAUCUACUUCUGAUUCCGAGAGGCGUCUUCGUGAUGAGCUGCGAUCCGAGGCUACUAGGGCGGAGUCAUCAGAAGUGGCGCGCUGUGCGGCGGACCGCGCUGCGGCCGAGGCCCGAAGAGCAGCCGCUGCAGCCGCCGCCGGCGCCACACAGGCCGCUGCUAGCCUGACCAUAGCCCAAGAAGAAAUCACCAACCUUAAGAUGCAGUUGGAAAUUACAGAACGCCAACGCGAUCUCCUAGAAGAGCGUUGUGUGGAUCUUUCUGGACAAGUGACAUCGCUAGAGAAAGAACUGCAAGAGUUGAGGCCACUGCAGCUCACUUGCACGACCCUCCAGCGGCAGUAUGCAGAGAUGCAAGAUCGAGUGCGAAUUGCCAGUGAAGAUACUCGCAGGGAAGUGACUAGAUUAGAAAACGAGCUUCGCAGAGUGGAACGUUGUGCAGCGGCCGGGUCGGAGCUGCGCGAGCGCGCGCGACUCGCAGCCGCCGCGCAUGUGCGCGAGCGUCGGCUGGCCACGGCCGAGCUGCAGUAUACGUCUCGUGAACUUCUUACCGCUAACGCGGAAAUAACGCGGCUCAAUGCUCUAGUAGCGGAAUUACAAAUACAAUUAGAGAACCGUGAAAGUGGUGUAAUUUGUUCAAGAUCUAAGGAUCACGACGCAGAGGCUCUGGGCGAAGUCCGCGCCGCUUUGGAGGCCGAGCGAGCCGGAGCGGCGCGUCUGGAGCAAGCGUUGGCGGCAGCCGUGGCGGACAACUCUGCGCUCGCAGCACGACUCCACGCUGCCGACAACACGCCCACCUCUUCACAACCAGCCAAACAUGCAGAUUCCUUGGCUACUGAUGUCUGCCCAAUCAAUUCUUUUCUUGCUGAAUAAUUUUUUGGUUCAAUAAACGUAAUU